AUGAACGUUAGUGAAAUUAUCAGAUAUCAUGGAUACCCCAGUGAGGAAUAUCAAGUUACGACGGAGGAUGGAUACAUUCUUGGUGUUUUCAGAAUUCCUGCUGGGAGGAACAGCCAAAAUACAGGGAAAAAGCCUGCAGUCUUGCUACACCAUGGUACUUUAGGAGAUUCUAUUCACUGGAUUUCUAACCUGCCCAACAACAGCCUAGGCUUCAUCCUCGCAGAUGCUGGCUAUGAUGUCUGGAUGGGAAACACCCGAGGAGACACCUGGUCUUUAAAACACAAGACCCUUAAACCCUGCCAGAAAGAGUUCUGGCAGUUCAGCUUCGAUGAGAUAGGUAAAUACGAUAUUCCAGCAGAGCUGUACUUCAUCAUGAAUAAAACUGGACAGAAAAAUGUAUACUAUGUUGGUCACUCAGAGGCUUCAACUGCAGGCUUGAUAGCAUUUUCUACUUAUCCUGAGUUGGCUCAAAGGGUUAAAGUAUUCUUUGCUUUGGGACCAGUAGCCACAAUCACACAUGCUACCAGUCCUCUGGUAACAUUUACACGUCUUCCCCAAUCAUUGAUCAGGUUACUACUGGGCUGCAAAGGAGUUCUUCACCAGAAUGAACUGCUGAAAGGGCCUCUAACACGGAUCUGCAGAUCUCUGGGAAAAGUUUGUGGCAGUAUCUUCUGCUACAUAGCUGGGGGCACAAUACAAAAUUUGAACACGAGUCGAAUAGAUACAUACGUAGGACAUUACCCUGCUGGAACAUCAGUACAGAACAUUAUUCAUUGGCAUCAGCUAACACGUGCAGACCGAUUUCAAGCUUAUGACUACGGCUCUAAGGAAAACAUGAAGAAAUACAACCAGUCUACUCCUCCUGCAUACCAGAUAGAGAAGAUAAGCACACCAACUGCUGUUUGGAGCGGUGGACAUGACAAAUUUGCAGAUCCGAAAGACAUGGCAAAGCUACUUCCUCGGAUUACUAACCUCAUUUACCAUGAGCAUUUUCCUGCUUGGGGACAUCUUGAUUUCAUCUGGGGCCUUGAUGCGACUGAGAGAAUAUCAAUACCACAUAUUCCAUCUGAGACAGAGGUGUUAUCCCAUGAAAACCCAAAAACGGGAGAUACUAAUUUCUCUGUUGAAGUAUUACUGAUCUUUGUUUAAACUAAAUCAUCUGUCCUCUUGAUGGAGUGUUUCGCCUGUUUUCCUCUCCUCACAUUACUAACAGCAGCAAGCCAGAACCAAAAGACCUUCAGCUGUAAGACUACCCUGGCAUCUAAACAGACAGUAGUUGUUUUUAAUGGCCCAACUGAGAAGGAAUCCAACAUCAGAAAACUUAUGUCAGAGAGAAAUCACUUGAUUGUUGGACAGAUGCAGAUACUCGCUUACCCUCACACUAACUAGCCAUUUGUUAACCCCCUUACUACAAAGGGCACAACUGCCUUCAUACUCAUAACCUGGCAAUUGAGGAUAGAGGAGAUGCAGACAUAGCAACAGCCUGCACACAAAGGACGACAGCAUCCAUCUCAAGAAAUACUCCUGGCACUGUCAGUAAAGAAGUUGUUUCAAGUUCUUUUAGCUUCUCAGUUCACCAUGUUAGUGUGUCCCACUUGCACACCUACAAGAUUAUUCCAGGAGGUAAAAGAUAACAUCAAAGGGUUCAUCAUUACAGGCCAAGGCAAGGCAGCUCAGGCACCGUGGGUGUUUCUGGGUGGGUCUUAAGCCCAGAUUCCUCAAUCAAGACUUGUGGCAAAUGAAACCCAUUUGAUGAUAAUCUGGGAGAUAGAUACCAAUAUCUAAACAAAACAUGUUUGUCUCAUGCAAUAUAGAAAACACACGCUAAGGAG
Molecule: messenger RNA, 1832 nt
Organism: Gavia stellata (red-throated loon)
Lineage: Eukaryota; Metazoa; Chordata; Aves; Gaviiformes; Gaviidae
Product: lysosomal acid lipase/cholesteryl ester hydrolase
Exons: 10
Coding region: 1-1149 (382 amino acids)
Biological process (GO): lipid metabolic process
Molecular function (GO): hydrolase activity, acting on ester bonds
Source: RefSeq, a predicted model, not a curated record